AUGGCCAAGGUUAAAAGUAUCCGCAAGAAAAAGGAUCCCAAAGAAACAACUGACGAAAAAAAUACGACAACUCGAGAAGAAGAGAGAGCCGAUAGUGAUUAUGGCGAUGGUGAAAACAACCGCCUUAGUGUGAUUAGCUCAAAUAAUCGCUACAGUGUUGUUCCUGAUAUCGAGGUGUUGGUUCAAGAAUUGGAGAAGACAAAGAAUGAAAAGGAGGCUCUCAAGAUAGAGGCCGACAAGAUUAAGGAAGAAUUGGAGAGUCGCAAUCAAACUUUAAUCAAUGAACUUGAAUCGAGCAAACAGGCUGUCGAAAAGCUACAACAAUCACGUGAUGUGCCCAAUAACGUCACUCAAGAAGCCGAGAAACUGAAGACGGAAUUACAACAGAAAGAUGGUGCUAUUCAAGAAUUGAAUUCUCAGCUAAUAGCCACAAAGGAAGAAGUCGAGAAAGUCAAGAAAGAGGUAGCUGAAAGAAUUGCUUCUCAAGUUGAACUUGAGGCCAGUCAAGAAGAACUCGAACGGUUAAAGGCUAAACUACAAGAUCAAAAGGACAUAAUUGAAAAGUUUACCUCCGAGCUCGAAGCCAGGAAACUUGAGGUUGAGAAGGUAAAGAGAGAAACUCUCGAACAAAGUCAACGAUCUGCGAACUCCGAAAUCGAAUCGACCAAGGUGACCUUGGAAGUCCAAAAACACGAGAUCAACAAUCUGAAAACUACACUUGAGCAGCGUGAUUCCGAAUUGACGGCCACCAAAAAGGAACUGGAAAAGGUCAAAAGCUCAACUCAGAGUGAAAUAGCGAGGAUCCAAAUUGCUUCGGAUGCAAGCAAAGAAGUAGCCAACAAGUUGAAAGCCGAGGUUGAAAAGGGCAAGGAGGAGGCGAACAAACUAAGACUGAAGGCUAUCAUCGAGGAACAAAAACAUUCCCUUCUCCUGAACGAAGAAGAAAAGGCUAAUAUAACGGCAGAAUUCGAAAGGGCUCAACUUUCUCUUAAAUCGAAAACAAAAGAUUUCGAGAUUCUAGAAAGUUCUCUCAAGUCAAGUGUCGAAGAAAAGAAUAAGAUUAUCGAAGAGUUGAGGGUUGAAUUGACCAAAAGAGAGAGUGAAAUCGAGCUUGCCAAGAAAUCACUUUCAGAAAUGCAAUCUAUGGAAUUGGAAUCGCGAAAUAAUAACACUGAGGUUCAGAAUAAGAUUAUCGGAGAGUUGAGAGCUAAAUUAGCGGAUAGAGAGAGUGAAAGUGAGCUCACCAAAAAAUCCCUUUCAAAAAUACAAUCCUUGGAAUCGGAAUUGGAAAAGAAUAAAGCUGAAGUUCAACAACUUAACUCGGCACUUCAAAAUGCCAACGCCCAGAUUAAUGAACAACGAAAUGCAGCAAUUAGUGACAAAUUUGAACUUGAAAGACAACUCGCAAUCCGUGAUCAAUCGAUGAAACAACAAGCAGGAACGAUUGAAUCGCUUAACAGGGCUCUCAGCGGUGCUCAGUCUGCGCUUGAAUAUACAAAAGUGGAAUUAUCUUCAGUGAAAUCCGAGCUCGAAUCUAUAAGAGCCGAACUACUUUCAAAGAGAUCACAGUUGGAAUCUUCAAGCGUGGAACUAUCUUCGAUGAAAUCCGAACUUGAGUCCACAAAAGCAGAGCUAUCCUCGACGAAAUCAGAACUUGAAAAUUCGGAUCCAUCACUUGUCGAUGAACUCAGGAGCCAGUUAUUAAGCGCAAAGGCAGAGGCAAAGGCAACCGAAUGGGAUAAGAGUCGUUCAAUAUCCGAAUUGAAACAUGAAAUCGAGAAUAAAGACAAAGACGUGGCCAAGUUACGAGAAGAGCUUGAGAAGAUGAGGACAAAAGUUCGUGCUACCGAAAAAUCAAAUGAGGGAUUGAAUGCCCAAUUAACGGAGUUGCGAAAAGCCCGUGAGAAAGCCGAAUCCAAUAAUAAAAAUCGGCCAGCUAAGACAAAGACGGCAAAAGUAAACGUAGUAUCCACUGAACCUAUAUCCACAAAAGACGCAAAAACAACAACCGAAGAACUUCCAGCAACACUACAAUCCUCCUCAGAACGCGACAGUGUCGUUGAGCCGACGCAAACGAGAGGUGUAGAGACUACACCUCAGGCUAACGUCCCGGAACCGGGGGUUCACAAGAACGGAGUAAUUUCACAACAAAAAGGUGAUGGAGACGGCUGGAUCACGGUUCAAAAACGAAAGACAAGAACAAGGAACA
This is a messenger RNA of Acaulospora colombiana, 2209 nucleotides long. NCBI's taxonomy places the organism in Eukaryota, Fungi, Glomeromycota, Glomeromycetes, Diversisporales, Acaulosporaceae. The record is from the annotation of a GenBank genome assembly.